Messenger RNA from Sphenostylis stenocarpa, 1623 nucleotides. The record is from the annotation of a GenBank genome assembly. Lineage: Eukaryota; Viridiplantae; Streptophyta; Magnoliopsida; Fabales; Fabaceae.
AUGAGCUCCCUCCACUCCAAACUCGACAAUCUCACCCAUCGUAUCUUCACCCUUGAAUAUGCAAAUCACCUUUGGAUUACUGCGUUUUACCUUGACGAUCCUGAAAUCCACUGUGAGCUCCAAGCUUUACAACCUCUCACCCUUCCCCGGGAUGUUGCCCUCGCCAAAUUACAGGAGGAUAAACUCAAUGACGCCAAACGCCACACUCGUCCCUAUUUUCACCACCCACAAAAUCCUAUCCCUGCCCUCCCUUUAUCCUUUGCACCACCAUUAUUACCUUCUCCCCACACCAUGCUAUAUGGUUCCAAAUUGGAUCUGAUAGAGAGGCGCAGCAUGGCGGGUCGUAGAGACGCAUUGCUUACUAGAGACAAAGGCCAAUCAUCCGUCGGAUCUCGAAUCCUCGCCGCCGUCGUCGUCGGCGUUCUCAUCGGCUGCGUCUUCGCUUUCAUCUCUCCCGACGGUCUCUUCACCGCCGCUCCCACUCCUCCUCUCAUUCGCCACCCCAAGAUGGUUUCAUCUGCAUGUGAAUCGCCAGAACAAGUUAAUGCGCUUAAAGUUGACAUUCUAUCAGCAAAAGAGAAAAAUUCCGAGCUGAAGAAGGAGGUGAAGGAUCUUAUGGAGAAGCUGCGUUUGGCUGAGCAAGGAAAAGGUCAUGCACAGGAACAGUUUCUUGUUCUCGGUGAGAGUCACAAGGCUGGGCCUUUUGGAACUGUCAAGGCUCUGAGAACCAAUCCACCUGUCAUUCCUGAUGAAUCCGUGAACCCCAGAUUGGCCAAGAUCUUGGGGGAAGUUGCUAUUUAUAAAGAGCUUAUUGUUGCUCUUGCUAACACUAACGUGAAGGAGAUGUUGCAGCUAUGGUUCACCAACAUCAAGAAGGUUGGCAUACCAAAUUAUUUGGUUGUUGCUUUAGAUGACAACAUUGAAGAGUUCUGCAAAUCCAAUGAUGUUCCUGUGUAUAGAAGAGAUCCUGAUCAAGGUGUUGAUGCAGUCGGUAAGAGCGGUGGUAACCAUGCUGUUUCGGGAUUGAAAUUUCGUAUUUUAAGAGAAUUUCUGCAACUGGGUUAUAGUGUUCUUCUAUCGGAUGUUGAUAUUGUGUACCUGCAGAACCCUUUUGACUAUCUGUAUAGGGAUUCAGAUGUGGAGUCUAUGUCGGAUGGUCACAAUAAUAUGACAGCUUACGGGUAUAAUGAUGUCUUUGAUGAACCCUCAAUGGGUUGGGCUCGGUAUGCUCAUACCAUGAGAAUAUGGGUUUAUAACUCUGGUUUCUUUUACAUAAGGCCUACGAUUCCCUCAAUUGAGCUCUUGGAUCGAGUUGCAAACCGGCUCUCCAAUGAACCAAAAUCGUGGGAUCAGGCAGUUUUUAAUGAGGAGCUCUUUUUCCCUUCUCAUCCUGGUUAUGAUGGACUUUAUGCUGCAAAAAGAACGAUGGAUAUGUACCUUUUUAUGAACAGUAAGGUUCUCUUUAAGACUGUCAGAAAAGAUGCUAAACUCAAGAAGCUGAAACCUGUGAUUGUACAUGUUAAUUACCAUCCUAAUAAGUUUGACAGGAUGAAGGCAAUAGUUGAAUUAUAUGCCAAUGGGAAACAGGAUGCGCUGGAUCAUUUCCCAGAUGGUUCUGAUUAA